AUGCGCUCAGUAUUUGGGGCGCCAAUUAUUCUCGUACUCUUGGCGUUUUUCGCCCCAAAAUGCGAAUCGGUCGGAUUCGCGCCCGAAUUGUACUGCGGACUCGAAAACUGCUAUGAGGGUGGGUGCCUUGCGCGGACGUUUCUGCUCAGAAGACGACAAUUUCAGUGCUUGACUUCAACCGAGAAGACUUUGACAAACAGAAACUGGCGAAAGCCUACCGAAGACAAGCGAGGAAACACCAUCCGGACAAGGCCAAGAACAAGGUGAGAAUAAGGAGUACCGGGGUACCCCUUCCAAAAAUUUGUGUUAAUUACUGACUUUUCAGGCCAGUAACUAGGCGAGAUGUUUAAACACUGGCCCUUUCGCCAAGCCAUGAAACCGAUGGAAAACGGUUAAAGACCUGCUUUUAUGCGGAUUUCGCAGCCGACGACUCUCGGCUUUCGCCGCUCGCUAUGCUUUACGUUGCAAGCUUGUGUACUUCACGAGAAGGAAAUCGGCUGCGAAAUCUGCAUGAAAGGCAGACAUUUUUCUUUUUUCUGACGUGCUCUUAGCUUAUGGGGCUAUUCAGGGGAUGAAAAAAUGAUUGUUUUCCGUUUAAAAAAAAAGGGAUCCCGCAAGUACUGUUCCCUUUCAAAAUUGCCGUUCAGGAAGAGAAACUCCUCGCAGAAGAGCGCUUCCGGGCAGUCGCCACCGCCUACGAAAUACUGAAGGACGAGGAAUCGCGGACGACGUACGACUACUACCUCGACCAUCCGGAUGAGAGACUCUACAACUACUACCAGUACUAUCGGCUUCGUGUGGCCCCGAAAGUCGACGUUCGCGUGGUCAUUGUGGGCACAAUUCUGCUGAUUUCUCUGUUCCAGGUUGGCAAUUAUUUGAAAAAUGUCAUUGAAAACUAACAUUUCCAGUACCUAUCCGCAAAACACAAGUUUUCGGAGGCGAUCGAAUACGCGACGAGCGUCGGAAAGUUCAGAAAUAUGGCCAUCAAGGACGGAAUCGACAAGGGGGUAUGCUGGAAAAGCUGGAAUUUCUAGAUUUUAUACAUUUUCAGGUGCUCGAAAUGGACAGAAACGGAAAGUUGAAAAAGACGAAAGGAGUGGACAAUGACGCGAUUAUCAAGCAAAUCAUAAUCGAUAAUCUCGAUGUGACGUCAGUUUUUUCAGAUUUUUCGCGAAUCUAUCUGAAAAUGUUUGCAGCGGAGGCUACAAGAAGGAGUCGAUUUACGACACUCUGGCCUGGCACACCGUCCUUUUUCCGUUCACAAUUUUCCGUUACGCCCAAUGGACGGUCAUCUGGUACUGGAGAUUCGCCGUUAAAAAUGAAGAGUACGACGAGAAGGCGAAGCUUUAUUUGAUCAGAAAGUAUCUGGGAGUGCCGCAAAUCGAAUUCGAUCAGGUUUUUCUGCAGGAAUUUCUUUGAUAAACGAGUUGUUUUCAGCGUUUCACGGACGCCGACAUUGACGAAAUGCUGGAGCGCGAGUGCUGGAUCAAGGCGAACUGUGCAGUUUACAAAGCGGAACGAGACGCCGCGGACCUGGAGAAAAUGGCACAAUCAGGGCGGUACAAACGGUACAAGCGGUACAUGAAGAACGCCGGAACCAUUUCGUUCGUCGACGAAGACUAG
Molecule: messenger RNA, 1623 nt
Organism: Caenorhabditis sp. 36 PRJEB53466
Lineage: Eukaryota; Metazoa; Nematoda; Chromadorea; Rhabditida; Rhabditidae
Source: the annotation of a GenBank genome assembly